Messenger RNA from Thunnus maccoyii (southern bluefin tuna), 1900 nucleotides. It is a transcript of the gene caln2, whose product is annotated as calneuron 2. The transcript is spliced from 6 exons. Gene Ontology annotation, molecular function: calcium ion binding. The coding region runs from base 210 to 866 and encodes 218 amino acids. NCBI's taxonomy places the organism in Eukaryota, Metazoa, Chordata, Actinopteri, Scombriformes, Scombridae. The record is from RefSeq and is a predicted model, not a curated record.
CUGGUGAAUCCCCAGGGCAGAUCUAACACACAGACUGAAUGAGUCCAUCUUUGGCUGUCGGACGGACUCCUCAAGAGCACAGGACGGAUGCAAACAGGCUAAACACAUCUUGGCAAUUCACAAAAACACCCUCAGCAUCUCCGCCAACGGUGUUUUAGCCGAGCGGGGUGAAUCUCACACCGGGGGACCAGUCGUUUCACAGGGAGAAGAUGCCAUUCCACCAUGUACGAGCGGGCCUGCUCUAUCCAGACAACUACCUGAGCAGCUCCCUGACGGAGGGCAGUGAAGCCUUCCAGCUUACCAGUAUCUCCACAGAGGAGCUGGGAGAGAUCCGUGAGGCGUUUCGUGUUUUGGAUCGUGAUGGAAAUGGUUUCAUCUCCAAACAGGAGCUGGGAAUGGCCAUGCGCUCCCUGGGUUACAUGCCCAGUGAAGUGGAGCUGGCCAUCAUCAUGCAGAGACUGGACAUGGAUGGAGACGGCCAGGUGGACUUCGAGGAGUUUAUGACGAUACUGGGGCCCAAACUGCUGUCAUCCGACAACAGAGAAGGCUUCCUGGGCAACACUAUUGACAACAUCUUCUGGCAGUUUGACAUGCAGCAGCUGUCUCUGGAUGAGCUGAAGCAGGUGCUGUUCCAUGCCUUCCGGGAUCACCUGACAAUGAAGGACAUAGAGAACAUCAUCAUCACUGAGGAGGAGAGCCUCAAUGAAACCUCAGGGAAUUGCCCUGAGUAUGAGGGAGUCCAUCCUAAAAAGAAGAAUCGACAGACAUGCGUCAGGAAAAGCCUGAUCUGCGCCUUCGCUAUGGCUUUCAUCAUCAGUGUCAUGCUUAUCGCGGCCAAUCAGAUGCUGCGGAACGGCAUGGAGUAACCAAUUGCACUGUGAGCAUGGGAAGUGGACAGAACAGCCAUGACCUCACAUCUUGUCUUUGCAGCCAAAGCUGGACCAGCCACAACCCAAGCACUUCUCUGAACAAUCAGUUGUGUUUUGUUUUUUCAUUUAAUUUGAACUUAUCCUUAUAGAAGCAGACGAUAUGAGUGAAAUGAAGAGAGAUGUGUUUGUUUUGCAUUGAAGAUGUCACCAUGUAAAGUAUCUGGACUUACUGAUUAUAGAGAAGAACCUGAACUGGAAAAUAAUUAUGUUUUUAUAUAAAUUGUGAGAAUAAAUAGACGGUUUUAUUUUGCCGUUCUCAAGACUAAGAAUGCCCUUUAAACUUGAUUUUCUAAUUACCGAAAAUGUUUCUAACAUUUAUCAGGUGCUUUGAGCCAUUCCUGAUUUCAAAAGCAAACACUGGUUAUUAUGGACAACUGCAUAUUUACCCCAGAGAAGUCGCUCUGAAUGUGAACUGAGUGAAUGUCGUGCACAGCAUUUAAAAGCAUUGUAAAUCCCUCACAUUUCAUACAGUCAUGAAUGAGCAUCACACUUUUUGUGAAACGUCACACCCUCGACUCAGUCUGCAAAUCUUGGGGCACAUGAAGUCUUUACAUGUAUCUACAAGGAACACAACUCAGUAAGCACUUGAGAAUCACCACUGUCCCGCUUAGUCUACUCUUUAGUCUUAGUACUGAUUGAUUGAUUGGUCACUUAGCAUUUAUGUGGGCGUGUAUUAGACAGUGUUGUCCACAUAAGCUCAGGCUGUGUGUGAGGAGUAAAAUAUAUGAUGGUCAAAAACAAGAGACAGCUAUGGUUUUGGUUAAGUUAGGACCGGGCUGAUAUUUUUUAGCUAUGCUUUGGGAGAAAAUGUUUCACUUCAGCAUCUCAUUGUAAUACUGCCCAACUGUGGUUAAAUAUAGACCACACAAAAGCAUGCCAGUACAUACACUGCCAUACCAAACACUACUCUAACUCCAGUUUCCCAUUGAUUUCACUGUAUAUAUAGCACUACUUACUGUAGCUUGUGUGAU